AAGCAGGUGCCAGGAGGGUUCAAAGUUUAUCCAAAAACCAUCUCCUGCAAAAAAAGACAGCAUUUUCAAAAACUUAUGACAAGGCCGAGUCAAGCCCAGAGAGUUUCCACCCGUGCCCACCCUCCCCGACCCAGAGGCGGGGUGGCCGCGGAGCAGAUGCAGGGGGGGGGACGCGCGCACAGCCUUCUGAUGGCCGCCGCCUGGCUUGCAGGUUAGAGGCUGCGGAGGAGGCGGGCGCCGCGGGAGGAGCGAGCCCCGAGUCCCCACCGGAGCGCGGCGGCGGCGGCGGCGGCGCGGGGCCUGAGCAGCAGCAUCAGCAGCAGCAGCAGGAGUCGGAUGGCGAGCGGGACGCGGGGCCGGAGCAGACCCAGACCAUCUACCACGACAUCUGGAGCCUGCGCGCCUCGCUCGAGCUGCACGCGGCUGCCGCCUCGGACCACAGCAGCAGCGGCAACGACCGCGACUCCGUGCGCAGCGGCGACAGCUCGGGCUCCGGGGGCGCCGCGCCCGCCUUCCCGCCGCCCUCGCCGCCGCCCACGCCGCGGCCUGCGGACAGCGAGGCGGGCGGGCCGCGCAAGCUGCUGCAGAUGGACAGCGGCUACGCCAGCAUCGAGGGCCGCGGCGCGGGCGACGACGGGCCGCCCAGCGCCUCCGAGAAGCGCUCCUCCUUCACCAGCGCCGGCCGCGUGGCCACAGUGGGCAGCAGCUUCGAGGUGGCCCGACCUCCGCCCCCGAGGCGCCCCCGGAGGCGCCCGCCCGCCCCGCAGCCCGCGCGCCUGGCCCGCCGCGCCCCGCGCCGCGACUACAGCAUCGACGAGAAGACGGACGCGCUCUUCCACGAGUUCCUGCGCCACGACCCGCACUUCGACGACGCGCCCCCGCCGCCGCGCGCCACCGCGCACGCGCGCAUCCGCACGCGCGCAAACAGUGGACGCAGCGCGGCCGGCAGCACAGCGACCCUGGGCGCGCGCCGCGACCACCGGCCCGCCCGGCGCCGACCCCCGGCCCACGCGCGCGCCCCUGCGCCGCGGAGACAGCGUCGACUGCCCGCCCGACGGCCGCGCGGACGACCGCCGCCUCUGCCGCCCCGCCGCCCCCGCCAUCCCCGCCAUCGAGGAGGAGCCUGGCGGCGGCUGCCCCGGCUCAGGCCUGUGCGCCACGCCCCGGACGCGCUGCUGGACAAACUGGCGGCAGGCCUGGAAGACAGACUCUUCCCGCCGCGCCUCGUGCAACCCGUCGCCGCGGUCCCCGCGCUGGCCGCCGCCGCGCCCACGUCCCCCGACCACAGCCCGGCCUAA
Molecule: messenger RNA, 1298 nt
Organism: Equus caballus (horse)
Lineage: Eukaryota; Metazoa; Chordata; Mammalia; Perissodactyla; Equidae
Source: RefSeq, a predicted model, not a curated record